UGCAAAGCGGUUAAACAUAAUUGUGGUCAAGAUAAUUAUUAUAAUUUAGUUUACUUCAAUAAGCCGCAAACGCGUUUUGUGCCUUGAUGGUGAAGGUUUGUGGAUUUUAAAUAGAUACGACAUGGCAUGCAGAGGAAACAUGACGAAUUUCGAUUUCUGAGGAUGACCAAAACAAGCUUUAGAUUUGGUACGAAGAAGGAUGGCAGAAGGAUUUAAAGACUUCACCAUUCAGAACAAGGACAACUUUAAAAUUGCUGUGACGGGUAACAGUGGCAGUGGAAAAUCCAGUUUUAUUAAUGCAUUUUGCGGACUUACUAAAAAGGACGAAAGGGCACCUGUUGGUGUUACAGAAACAACCAAGGCAAUAAGAUCGUACACAUGUACUGGGAAUGACAAGUUUGUCUUGUUCGAUCUCCCAGGAGUUGGAACAGCAAAAUUUCCAAAAGAGUCCUAUCUUGAAGACAUAGAGUUUGAAAAGUUUCACUUUUUUAUCAUAAUAUCAUCGUCCCGGUUUACAGCGGACGAUGUAUGGAUUGGCGAAAUGGCUAAAAAACACAGAAAGAAGUGUUUCUACGUCAGAACAAAACUUGACAUAGAUAUCAUAAAUGAUAGGUACAAUCAAGGUGAUGAUUUCAAUGAAGCUGCAACCAUUGAGAACGUACGACAAGAAGCCCGAAAAUGUCUCAGUGAAGCAAAUGUCGAUGCUCCAAUAUAUCUGAUCACAACUAGGAGGAGACAUAGCUUUGAUUUUACAAGCUUAGUAUAUGAUGUGAACGGAUCAGCAGAGGAAAAUGCCAUGCAGGACAUUUUACAAAGUUUUACGGAUAUUUGUUCUGAAAACACCACAGAUGCAUAUGAUGCUAUAUCUGAGAAGGACCAAUCCCUUAUUGUGACCGUGUACAAAGAAAAGGGUGCAACCGGCUUGAAAGACGUCAUCAUGCAGAACAAGGACAAAUGGAAAUCACAACCAUUGAAAAUUGCUGUGACGGGUAACUCUGGCAGUGGAAAAUCCAGUUUUAUCAAUGCAUUUUGCGGACUUUCUGCAAAGGGCAAAAGGGCACCGGUUGGUGUGAACGAAACAACCAAGGGAAUAAGAUCGUACACCUGUACUGGGAAUGACAAGUUUAUCUUGUUCGACCUCCCAGGAGUUGGAACUACAAAAUUUCCAAAAGAGUCCUAUCUUGAAGACAUAGAGUUUAAAAAGUUUCACUUUUUUAUCAUAAUAUCAUCGUCCCGGUUUACAGAGAACGAUGCAUGGCUUGGCACAACCAUUAGAAAGCACAGAAAGCAAUGUUUCUUCGUAAGAACAAAAAUUGAUAUAGAUAUCAGCAACGAGUCGUACGAUAAAGAUGACGAUUUCAAUGAAGCUGAAACUAUUGAGCAAAUACGAAAAGACGCCCGAAAAUGUCUUAACGAAGCCAAUGUUGAUAUUCCCGUAUAUCUGAUCUCGACGAGGCUGAAAAAGGAAAAACGUUUGAGUUUUCGAGCUUAAAAAAUGCAGUGAACGAAUCAGCGAUGGAAUUGAAAAGAACUGCACUGCUUGUCCGUUUUCAAUCUCUUGCGGAAAGCGUUAUUGAUGAGAAAAUCGAACUGCUUAAAAAAGGUGUCGGGAGGGUGGCAAUGGCUUCGGCUAUUGCUGGAGCAGUACCCUUACCAGGUGUUAGCAUUGGCGUUGAUGCAGCUGUUAUACUAAGCAGAGUAAACCUUUAUAGAAGAAAAUUAUUCCUUGAUGAAAAUUCCCUCCAGAGUGUACAUGAUACCUACUCAAUCAAUAUAGAUGAACUGGAACUGGCCUGUCGGAAAAUUCAAGUUACAGAAAACGGUAUACCUGCAGCUGUAACUGUCAACGCACUAGGGUUUUUAGGUAAAUUAGUUCUGCCUGUUUUGGGGUCAAUGGCUGCUAGUUCGAUUUGCCACGAUGAAAUGGAAACAAAAUUGUGUGAGAUUCUGCACGAUUUUAAAAAAGAUGCACUAAAAAUCAUCAGAGAGAUUACCGAACGAAUGAUAUAGGCGGGUAAUGAUACAGCAUUUCUGUGUUUUCCAAGUUGAUCGGCUGGACAGUGAUAUUUGAUAUACAGCCGCGACAAGAUAAACGGGAAACUUGAACCAAUAAGAAAACAAUGGAAAUGAAUCUACACUUACUACAGUAUAGUUUUAUUCAACAUGCUGAUUUUACUUUAAAAAUCACAUCACUCGGAUAUGCAAAGAGUACACUGGACACUUUUGAAUUAUUCUUAUUUUACACUUAUUUCGUACAUUCGUGGAACUGUUCGUUUGGGAGAAGAGAGAAAAUAUCAAACAUCACAUGAACAAUAAGUGUCAUUUGGGAAGGACUUUAAGGCGCCAUUUAUAUAUUUCCAAUAUAGCACCAUAUUGGUAAAUGUGUUAUCUGAUUGUAGGUAAUAUGAUUGAACGGCAUAUAGAUAAGAAUCAUUUGUAAGACAUUGACUUUAUUUUUUUGUACUAACGGUAAUAGUGUUUUUGACUUCUUUGUUGUGUGAUGCGAUUUUUUCCCCUUAAAUAACAAUUUUAAUGUUUUAGUACAAAUUCUGAUCACCUUUGUGAGUAUCUCAUGUAUGUUUCAAAGUUGAUAUGCAAGACGUUUGAAAUAAUAACAACAAUGCUCAGUUUGUGAUAUUUGCAAGCAACAAAUAAAGAAAUGAUAUGUAUAUGACUAGUAUCUCAUCUUGCUGUAAUACUUGUUGAUGUCAUGAUUAUAUUAAGUUGAGAGUAUCACUUAGAUUGUAAUUUUGUUUCUUUUUCUAGCUUGUCUUUAAGAUGAAUUGGCAUUUGCUGCUAGUGUUAAAAGUGAAAAUAAUGGUGACUCUAAAUGAAAUCGAAAUUACAAUUAAGGUUGGCCCUUUAAUAAAUGGUAAAUCACAAUGCGUGAAUUUAGAUUUGCAAAUUGAAAUUAACUAAUGUACGGAUUAUCGUCGUACAACUCGUACAACUAACAGGCAAGAAAAAGUUGCUGUUAAAUGAGCUUGAAUUUGAUUAUUCAUCUACGAGUAAAAAUGUAACAAAAUAACAAAUAAGAAGCUGUUUUUACAUGAGUAUAUGACAGUUUUGUACAACAAUGAUACACAAGUGUUAGAAAUUCAUGAUCAGGCGACAAAAAACUAUCAUCAACAUGUUAUAGAAUGUUAUUUUAUGAUUUGUACAUUGCAUUUUUGUCAUUAUCGUUUCAUUUGUACAUUAUUAGAUUGUUCUUGUGUUAUUGUGAUGUCAUAUGAUAAACCUUUUCCGGUUGAUGUCAUUGCCGGGGGUAUCAACGCAGUUGUUCUUGUUAAAGUGCGGGUGAAGUCCUUUGAAAACCACAAACUUUAACCAGCUCAGCUGCAUGCAUACACCGAAAAUGACAUCAACUAUGCAAUCCAUACCUUGAAAAAUGCCACAUAUACUUGUGAUUCAUACUUUUCACAUUUUAACCAAAUCCUUCGAAAUUUAUUUUUUUAAAAAUCUCGUUUUGUAUUUAUGUAUAAAUACUGAAUAUAUGUUGGCAUUGAAUGUUAUCUGUUUUGCUCUUUGUGUUUUUGCAGUGAUCUUAAUAAAUAUUCUAAAAA
This is a messenger RNA of Mya arenaria, 3563 nucleotides long. RefSeq names its product interferon-inducible GTPase 1-like. The transcript has 3 exons. The record is from RefSeq and is a predicted model, not a curated record. Gene Ontology annotation, cellular component: membrane. The coding region runs from base 200 to 1492 and encodes 430 amino acids. Gene Ontology annotation, molecular function: GTP binding; GTPase activity. Lineage: Eukaryota; Metazoa; Mollusca; Bivalvia; Myida; Myidae.